UGAAGCUUCAUGGAACCCACCUUCUACGUGCUGCAGAUGUUUCCUAUUCUAAUCGGCACAAACUUGAUUCGUUUGACCUCGCCUCGUUUUCUCCACCAUCGACUCUUUCUCGCGUUCGCUGUUUGCUCUCCAAUUUAUUCCCUCAUCAUCGUUCGUUAAUUUUUGUUUCUUCUCGUUUUAUUGUUUUCGAAUUUGAGUAAGAGUAGGAUUUAUCGAGGUUGGUUUUUCGUUCUCUCUAUUUAUUGGUCGUUUCCGGUGACUUCUUCCUUAAUAACACGGCCUCCUUGCCAACUGAAUUUUGAGGGAGGCUGAGGUAUCGAUUUGUCAGUUGCUGAUAUUCCAGAUCAUAUUUUUCUUUAUUCGCUUUGUUCUUUCGUAGUUAAUGAUAGUUAUUGUGAAGAGAUUGACUCUGGUUAGUUAUUCAUAGAUGUAUAGCUGAUUCAUGAUUCAUUGGAGCAUCUAAAUUUUCUGUGACUGGGCCUCUCCUUUUCCUGCUCCUGUGAGUUUUCGAAUUUUGUAUAUACAAUAAGAAAGGGUAUUGAGGUGGGAUUUUAUUUUUCUUUUGGUAGAUUUGGCGUUUUGGCUGAUGAAUGAAAACUUUAGUUAAAAAAAUGGAGCUUAAUCAUAUAGAUAACGAUUUAGAGUACAACGAUCAAGAAUUACGGGAGGAGCCAAAAAGCUUCACUAAGGAUUGCCAUUUUCAACGCUAUCCAGGAGCCGUUCGGAAAAAGGCCUACAUUUUCGAUGGGGCCGGAAAAUACUACAACAAGGAAUGGGACCUAUUAGAAGGCCAGGGCAAGGAAUUCUGUUGGUACCACGUGGAGCUCCCAAAAGGGAAUCAGAAGCUCUCACAAUCCGCACAGUACCUAAUAGACGUUCUAUGCCCUCCCCUUAAGCUCCAAGACAUUCUCUCCCUAGUUAGCAAUGGCCCUUUUUGCGGCCAUGUGGACGGUGCACUCGUGUUCAGGGUAAACUCCCCUGGCCCACCUUCCAGCAAAUUCACCUUCAGAAUAGCUGCAAGAAUUACACAGAAUUCGGUUAUCACUGUGUCGUUAGGGCGGGUCCCGCGUUUGGGUUUUUCGCCUGCGAAUGAGUCUUUGCUGUCGGAAGUUCCUGUUGUGGAGAGUCACGGUUGUGAGAGGAGUGGGGAAGGGAAGGAGAGGGGCGGAAUUGUAAUUAGGGAGCACGUUUUGGAUUUUCUGCUGACGAUGAAUCAUUCGGAGGAGGCUGAUAAUCCUGUUCCGAGAUCUGUUCCGAAUCUUGUGGUCCACGUGAUUGAUACGCAUGUGGAUCAUGUUCAGGAUUUGGUGACGAAGCUCGAGAUUGAGCUGGAUUCUGUCGAGUUCGAGCUAGAUAGAGGUGGUUUUGAUUUGAAGAAGCAAUUGUUAGACGAUAGAAAGUUCCCAAAAAUGCAUCUUGACUUGCAGCGUCUAUUGCAGGUGAUUGCACAUGGUGAGCAGGUAUUUCCCCGAGUUAAGGAAAAGUGUUCAUUAAAAGAUUGGUUUACUAAUGAAGAUGUUAAUGCCUUGGAAGAGUUAAUUGGGCGGAUAAGGCGACUAAAAGAGAAUGUCGGGUUUAUAGCUAACCGUAUCACGGCAAUACAGGCUGGGUUAGACAGUUGGCAAUCUGAACAAAUAAAUCGAAAGCUAUACUACCUCUCUUUCCUCUCAAUCAUAUUUCUGCCUUUAUCAAUAAUCACCGGAGUUUUUGGAAUGAAUGUGGGAGGUGUUCCAUGGACUGACCAAAGGAAGCCGGAAUUAAGUGACGGGUUUCGUAACGUGAUGUUUAUAUGUGUGGCAAUGCUAUUGGUUAUUCUUCUCUGUUUCCUUUUUCCGGUUCUGUACAGCCGAAUAAUGGCCUGGCGAAGAAGGCGAGUCUUCAGAAGAAGUUGGUCUCUCAACCAAAAGUCGUACAUUAAGAGAAGUGGGGUUGGUGCAGAAUUUAGGGAAAAACGAGGGUACCUUCGUAUUUAAUUCGUAAACUGUUCUAAUCUGUGUUGCAUGAUGUGAACUUAGAGUUCCACUUAUUAUUGCUGGAGUUGAGUGAGAUCCUUGUGAUUCUUUUCGGUUUCUACAGUGUCUUGAUUGGGUGUACAGAGAUUUUAUUUUAUUUAUUUCUUUUUUUUUUUCCUUGCACGUUAAUAAGAGUAAUUUGAUGCGCCAUGUUACAGGCUUCAGUAGUACUAUGCUCAGUUGAAGUGAUCUAGAGAUUUAAUUGAAGUUUAAAGAUUAAUUACGUUAGNGAUAAAAAAUAUCUUCGUACAUCCUAUUAAUUUAUC
This is a messenger RNA of Striga asiatica, 2278 nucleotides long. The record is from the annotation of a GenBank genome assembly. Lineage: Eukaryota; Viridiplantae; Streptophyta; Magnoliopsida; Lamiales; Orobanchaceae.